AUGGCAAACCUAAUCACUUACGCCCGCGAAUUUCUCGCUUCAAUUGGUCUCUUGAGACCAUCCUCAGGCACGCCAAUCACAAGCUUAUUCAGUACCCUUCCUGGCCACCAUCGCAUCCUCCUUAGCGGGCUUGACGAUGCUGGCAACUCAACUCUCUUGCGCUCUCAUAUAGUUACCAAUGAAAAAGAUAUAUCUGUCGUCGUAGGCAUGAUUUCCCAUCGAGUUGAAGUCUAUAGAUGCGACAAUGUCACUUUCCAAACCAUCGAUCUCGGUGGAGGCCGGCCUGAGACAUACUGGAGAAUGGAGAGAUCGUUCAUGAAGCACUGCGAUGCACUUGUGUGGGUCGACGACUCGGCUGAUCACGACCGCCUCAUAGAAGCAAGAGAAGAACUUUUCCAAGCUAUACGCCACCAAGACGGUUUGCGCAACAGCAUCCCCGUGUUGAUUCUAGCGAACAAGCAAGAUAAGAGCAACGCUCGUACAGCAGAACAGAUAAGGGGAUUCUAUGUCGACGAUUUUUCGUCCCCUCUAUUAAAUACGCCACAUGCGGUGUUUGGGUCGAGCAUAAAGACCGGCGAAGGCUUGCUCGAGGCUUUUGAAUGGCUGGGUCGCACUGUUGAGAGCAGGAUGAAAUAUGACACUGGCAUUAGUGAAAAGGUUCCGCCAUACGACAAAGAGGAGGAAGCUACUAGAAUCAUUAUGGAAGGAUUACAGCCAAGCCAAGAAGAUGAGAUUGGCGAGAAAUGGGGGCAUCAACCCGAUUAA
Fusarium subglutinans is the source of this 765-nucleotide messenger RNA. RefSeq names its product ADP-ribosylation factor. Gene Ontology annotation, cellular component: cytoplasm. The transcript has 3 exons. Bases 1 to 765 code for a protein of 254 amino acids. Lineage: Eukaryota; Fungi; Ascomycota; Sordariomycetes; Hypocreales; Nectriaceae. The record is from RefSeq and is a predicted model, not a curated record. Gene Ontology annotation, molecular function: GTPase activity; GTP binding.